This is a messenger RNA of Capsicum annuum, 1443 nucleotides long. RefSeq lists its product as uncharacterized. Lineage: Eukaryota; Viridiplantae; Streptophyta; Magnoliopsida; Solanales; Solanaceae. Gene Ontology annotation, cellular component: membrane. Bases 391 to 1191 code for a protein of 266 amino acids. The transcript is spliced from 8 exons. Gene Ontology annotation, molecular function: zinc ion binding; ubiquitin-protein transferase activity. The record is from RefSeq and is a predicted model, not a curated record. Gene Ontology annotation, biological process: protein ubiquitination.
UAAUUUAAUUAUCCAAUUUUGAAAAGUUGGGUCUUUUUGUUCAAAUCAAAUUCUUGAUCUGUAGAAAAAAAAAAGCUUCAUUAAUAUGGAGACUAUAUAGAUAUCCUUUAUUAUAUACUGCAUUACCACCCCAUUUUUCUCUCAUUUGUAAGAGUUUCCUCUGUUGAUUCUUUGAAAAUUCUGAGUAAUUAAACACUCAAUCUGUUGCUUCAUUCCAAAGGAGAAAUCUUUUUUAAGAUUAAGAGAAAAAAAGAGACCUUUCUUAGCUUAUAGAUAUCCCUAUCCCUUUCUUGUAAUUCUGGUGGAAAGCUGAUUGUUUAAGGCACCACUGUCUCUGUUACAUUGAUUUUUCUUUUUGGAAAAAAGUGGUUCUUAGUUGGUGACAUAAGUAUGGGAGAUCAUUUUGUGUUUCUGGUUGAUCGGUUGCUAACGGAAUCAACUUUGGAGGCUGCUAUUGAAAGCAGAAACCAGAAACAGCUAGCAUCAUCGACAAUGAAUAGCUCUGUAACUGAUUGCUCUUCCCAGGAAUCUGAUCCUCUCUCGAGUCCUCGGAAGAUGGUUGAAUGCAGGAUAUGCCAAGAUGAAGAUGUGGAUUCAAAUAUGGAAGUUCCUUGCUCUUGCUGCGGUAGUUUGAAGUAUGCACAUAGGAGAUGUGUGCAGAGGUGGUGUAAUGAGAAGGGUGAUACCAUUUGUGAGAUAUGCCACCAGCCUUUUAGGCCUGGUUAUACGGCACCUCCCCCCAUUUUUCGACUUGGAGGCAUCCCAAUGAACUUUAGGGGAAACUGGGGAAUUGUUAGAAGAGACUUGAAUAACCCUCGUUUGAUAGCACUCGUUUCAACUGAUCGUGAUUUCAUCAACUCUGACGACUAUGAUGAUGACUAUGCAGUCUCUACAUCAAGAAGCAUGAUGUGUUGUCGUACAGUCGCAAUGAUUUUUAUGCUGCUUCUGGUUUUACGGCACACUCUUCCGAUCAUAGUGAAUCAAGCUGGGGACUAUUCAUUCCCUUUGGUCAUGCUGCUAAUGCUGAGGAUUACUGGCAUUGUUCUGCCAAUCUACAUCAUAAUGAAAGCUGUGACAUCUUGCCAUCGUCGCCACCGCCAGCAGGCUAUUUUACCUAUCUCCUCGUCCGAUGAAGAAUCUGGCCCCAUGAUACUCUCACAUCAUCAACACCCCAUCAUCGACGCCCCUUGAAAGUACCUAAACAAAUGUUAUUACCGCGUUUACUGUUACCACAGCUUCCUGCCGCGUAAGAUUCACUGCAGAGAGGACAGAUGACCGCGAAAAGAACACACAUUCGCGUAACGCAGUUGGUGUUUCAGUUGUUGCAGAUUGAAUUAGUUAGAAAUCUUUGUACAGUCAGUUAAAAAGUUCAACAAUGUAUAUGAACACAUUGAUGGGAAAUGCAAAAAGGUGGCAAGUUAGUUUACCUUAUGAUUUAUAUUA